ACCUAGAUACUUAAACGCUUUGUUUGAUCUGCUGCGUCGUCCGAUCUCUGAACGUAUUGCCGAUUGCAGUGCGUGACAAGCAAGCUUCUAGACAGAUCAGACCCUUAGAGCCCAGCGAGCGAAACAGGGUAUUAGAUUCAGUCUUACCAGCUCAAGCAUCGCCAGUCAUUCCAAAUUGCUACUACUUCAAAAGUUUAAUUUUAUCAACAGGAAGAAACGUAGAAUCGACAACAUGACCGGCACAGCAGCAUGCCUCGAGCCCACCAUCAUCUGGUGUCUCCCGCGCUCUUGCUCGACGGCGUUCGAGCGCGCGUUCAUCCAGCGCUCCCACGACACCAUCACCUUCCAUGAGCCGACCGGCGACGCAGCGUACUUCAGCAAGGAGCGGCAGAUCUACCGUUUCAAGGAGAAGGAAUGUAGGUCCGACCCGCAUAGGUACGAGAGGGGCCUCAAGGAGGUCAUGGAGGAUCUGGUCCAGGGAAAGGGAAAGGAUAUCGGGGGUAAAAAAUAUAUUUUCAUCAAGGAUAUGGCCCAAUAUAUCUUCCCGGCCUCGACACUGCAAGCUCUGCACCCUGGCUCGCGCGUCUACCACCCGACUUCGCCAGAGUACCAGCCGCCCGUCAAGCCGUCCGAGCCGGUCGUUAAGACGCCUUUACCUGACUUCUCUAAGCCGCUAGCUGCUGAUUUCGGCACAAGCGUCAAGAGCAACCCGACUGCGCUGCCCACUGCCCUCCUGCGACAAUUCAAACAUACAUUCCUCAUCCGCACGCCGAACAAAUCUGUGCUGUCGUACUACAAGUGCGCGCAGGAGGGUGCUGGAGGGUUCGAGUACUUCGAUGGCGCAGAGGCAGGUUACAAAGAGCUAGCACUGCUGCACGCUUGGAUCUCCAACCCGCAGAGCGACUUCCACGUCGAUGCCGAUGCUGCCGCUUCUAACAAGGAGGAUGGGCAAGAGCAUGUGUCGAGGAAGAAAAGAGGCGUCGGAACAGACGGCGUGCCCAUCUCGCAGCCCAUGCCGCCGCCGCUGAUCGAAGCGAGCACGCUACUUGCCGAGCCGAACCACGUGCUGGAGCAGUACUGCAACGCGAUCGGCAUCCCAUUUUACAAGGGCAUGCUGUCCUGGGAAUCGUCCAAGAAAAAAGAAGCAACGGACGCCGACGUGAAGGCCCAGGUCGACGCCAACAGGCGCACAGUAUACAAAGAAAAUGGCAAUGCUAAUGUAGAGGUUAACGGCAGCAGCAAUGCCUCCCUCGCCGAUUUUGCAAAGUGGGGCACGUACCACCGCGUCGCCGAGGAGAGCACCGGCUUCCGCAAGGAGUCGACUCCAGCGAAUGGCGCAGGCGACAACGUCGGGGCGACAGAGAAAGAGCCGCUGCUCCCCAAGGAGGUGCAGGAGACGAUCGAGGCAAACAAGAGCGCGUACGACUACUUGCUCUCGAACCAGACCAUCCACUUGCACGCUACUGCAUGAGCACCACCAUCGAAUCAGUCACAAACUCUGCUCCUUGCCUGCACACAUUCAGAAGAUGCGCUGCACCCAUCUCUCUUCAAGAUCGCUGCCUCAUCACAUGCGCAUACCUGCUCUCCUAGAUGCUAGAUUAAAACUCCACUCCUUGCUGUAUAUCUAAAAUGGCACGUUGAAUGGACGCUGACCACUUCACGAAUCGUU
Tilletiaria anomala UBC 951 is the source of this 1669-nucleotide messenger RNA. RefSeq lists its product as uncharacterized. The transcript has 3 exons. Lineage: Eukaryota; Fungi; Basidiomycota; Exobasidiomycetes; Georgefischeriales; Tilletiariaceae. The coding region runs from base 233 to 1471 and encodes 412 amino acids. The record is from RefSeq and is a predicted model, not a curated record.